Sesamum indicum (sesame) is the source of this 731-nucleotide messenger RNA. RefSeq names its product non-specific lipid-transfer protein 1. Lineage: Eukaryota; Viridiplantae; Streptophyta; Magnoliopsida; Lamiales; Pedaliaceae. Gene Ontology annotation, biological process: lipid transport. Gene Ontology annotation, molecular function: lipid binding. The record is from RefSeq and is a predicted model, not a curated record.
AUUAUAGCUACUCAAAAUUCUUACUUCAUUAAAACAGACUUCGCCUUAUAAAUACCUUAUUCAGACAACCCAACCUCAGUAUCUCCUAGACAUCGUGGUUGAUCGCAUUACUCUAUUACCACUUGGUUGCUCAAUUUCCCAGAAGAAACUAACAAGAAAAAAUGAAGGCCGCCGUCGUCGCUGUGAUUGCAAUUCUCGCUGUAAUCGCAGUGUUUGCGCAGCCAGGACAAGCUGUAUCCUGCGGCCAGGUCGACGCUGCUUUGGUGCCGUGCAUCAGUUACCUCACCGGACGUGGCGGAGAUAGCCCAUCUCCAGCUUGCUGUUCUGGUGUCAAAGCCGUGAAAGACAUGGCACAGACGACGGCCGACAAGAGGGGUUGCUGCAGCUGCAUCAAGGCUGCCGCCAACCGCUAUGCCGACUUGAAGGACGCGGCAGCACAGAGCCUUCCCACCAAAUGUGGCGUUCAGAUGGACAUCCCUGUUUCCCGCACUGUCGACUGUGACAAGAUCAACUAAGGUAUGGAUGCAGAGACACUACAACGGAGAGAGGCGAACAGAUUUAUAUUACGACAUUCCAAUAAAAAUUAUUAUGUAGUCCGAUUUUGUUUUUCGAAUGUAGCUAGGUAGCUACUUUUACAUGUGAAAAUUAAGGUUCCUUCCUGCAGCUUGUAAUAUGAAGCUGAGUUUUUCUUGGCCAAAAAUUUGCCAGAGAUAAUAAAAGCAGAUCUCUUC